UGUGUGUAUUCAUUUGUGGAGCGGUAACGGUACGUGCGGGAGUGUCCAUGAAGUCUUGCAAACGAGAAUGAUAAGCGAGUGACUGUGACAAGUGUACGGUUUGGUCGGGUAGUGGAUAAUGUAGGUCGGAUACGGUUUGUUUUGGUUAAUUAUUAGGUGUUUGAUGUAAAUUAAAACGCCGAGACUUGAUCAGUGUGUGGCCUCAUUUACGGAUGCUGAAGUUGGAAGAAGUGAGCGUGUGAGGUACUUUAAAGUAAACAGUUUGUGUUCCCGCUCACUGAAAGUGCACCGUGAUGGCUGAAGGAGGAGCAACGAGCACCAACCCCAACGCGGAGAUCGUGCGGGGCCAGGUCUUCGAAGUGGGGCCCCGCUACGUGAACCUGCAGUACAUUGGCGAAGGCGCCUACGGGAUGGUUGUAUCGGCCUUCGACAACGUAAAGAAAACGAAAGUCGCCAUUAAGAAAAUAUCGCCCUUCGAGCAUCAGACCUAUUGUCAGAGAACCUUAAGAGAAAUCAAAAUCCUUACACGGUUUAAGCACGAAAACAUAAUCGACAUCCGGGAUAUUUUAAGGGCGGAUUCUAUUGAUCAAAUGAAGGAUGUCUACAUCGUGCAGUGCUUAAUGGAAACAGACUUAUACAAAUUGUUAAAGACACAGAAAUUAAGUAACGACCACAUCUGUUAUUUCCUAUACCAAAUCCUACGAGGGCUGAAGUACAUUCACUCGGCGAACGUCCUACACAGGGAUCUCAAGCCCUCCAACCUGCUACUUAACACCACCUGCGAUCUGAAGAUAUGCGACUUCGGGCUGGCGCGGGUGGCAGACCCCGACCACGACCACACCGGCUUCCUCACGGAGUACGUCGCCACGCGCUGGUAUCGCGCCCCGGAGAUCAUGCUCAACUCCAAGGGCUACACCAAGUCUAUAGACAUCUGGUCGGUGGGCUGCAUUCUGGCGGAGAUGCUGUCCAACCGGCCCAUCUUCCCGGGCAAGCACUACCUCGACCAGCUGAACCACAUCCUGGGCGUGCUGGGCUCCCCCAGCCAGGAGGAUCUCGACUGCAUCAUCAACGAGAAGGCCCGUGGGUACUUGGAGUCGCUGCCGUUCAAGCCGCGCGUGCCGUGGGUGGAGCUGUUCCCGGGCGCCGACGCGCGGGCUCUCGACCUGCUGCACCGCAUGCUCACCUUCAACCCGCACCGGCGGAUCACUGUGGAGGAGGCGCUCGCGCACCCCUACCUCGAGCAGUACUACGACCCCAACGACGAGCCAGUAGCAGAGGAACCCUUCCGCUUCGCGAUGGAGCUGGACGACCUGCCCAAGGAGACCCUCAAGAAGUACAUCUUCGAGGAGACUCUACUCUUCAAGCAACUCAACGAAGACGCGUAGGCGACUAACUAACCCACUGUCCUAAAAAGAUCUACUUUGUCCUCUGUGUAUGGUAAGCGAUCUUGGCCUUUGUAUCGAUGGAGCAAGAAUGAUAUCUUAAUUUUGAUGGUUCCUAGUUCAUUUAACUAUCCUUUGGUUGAUGAGGCGAUGGUUCCUACACCAUAUAAAAU
This is a messenger RNA of Cydia amplana, 1555 nucleotides long. It is a transcript of the gene rl, whose product is annotated as mitogen-activated protein kinase ERK-A. Gene Ontology annotation, biological process: protein phosphorylation; intracellular signal transduction. The record is from RefSeq and is a predicted model, not a curated record. Gene Ontology annotation, cellular component: cytoplasm; nucleus. Lineage: Eukaryota; Metazoa; Arthropoda; Insecta; Lepidoptera; Tortricidae. The transcript is spliced from 8 exons. Gene Ontology annotation, molecular function: MAP kinase activity; ATP binding. Bases 294 to 1385 code for a protein of 363 amino acids.